This is a messenger RNA of Dujonia railenensis, 1827 nucleotides long. Lineage: Eukaryota; Fungi; Ascomycota; Pichiomycetes; Serinales; Debaryomycetaceae. The record is from the annotation of a GenBank genome assembly.
AUGGCUGCAAUCAAGAAGAAAGGUACAUCUGGUAAUGCCAAAAAUUUCAUUACCAGAACCCAGGCAGUGAAGAAAUUACAAGUGUCAUUGGCAGAUUUCCGUAGACUUUGUAUAUUCAAGGGUAUUUACCCAAGAGAACCAAGAAAUAAAAAGAAGGCUAAUAAGGGAUCAACUGCUCCAGUUACCUUUUACUAUGCUAAGGAUAUUCAAUAUCUUAUGCACGAGCCUGUCUUGGCCAAGUUCAGAGAACACAAGACAUUUGCUAAGAAGUUGCAAAGAGCUCUUGGUAGAGGUGAAGUUAACGAUGCUCAAAAGUUAGAAGCAAACCGUCCAAAGUACACUUUGGAACAUGUUAUAAAGGAAAGAUAUCCAUCGUUUUUGGAUGCAUUGAGAGACAUUGAUGAUCCGUUGAAUAUGUUGUUCCUCUUCUCCAAUUUACCAGCCACUGAUAAGGUUUCCCACAAGGUCACCAAACUGGCUGAAAAGUUAUGUAAUCAAUGGUUAGCAUACGUAGCAAAGGAAAGACUUAUCAAGAAAGUUUUCGUUUCCAUCAAGGGUGUCUACUAUCAAGCAAAUGUAAAGGGUCAAGAAGUCAGAUGGUUGGUACCAUUCAAGUUCCCAACUAACAUCCCAAGUGAUGUUGAUUUCAGAAUUAUGUUAACAUUUUUAGAGUUUUACUCCACUUUACUCCAUUUCGUCUUGUACAGAUUGUACAAUGACAGUAACUUGAUUUACCCACCUACUAUUGACAUUGAGAAGUUGAAGGGUAUCGGUGGAUUAUCUUCAUAUGUUUUGGAAUCAAAGACCCAAGGUGUUGGCGCUUUACUUCCAAAGCAAGAACCUUCAUCUGAAGCUGAUGCUACCGCUCAAAAUGGUAAGGCUGCUCAUUUAUCCCUGGAAGAAGUAGCCCGUGCCGAAAACGCUGACGAUGAACAAGAAGACGCUGAUGUGCAAGAUGAAGAUGAAGAAAAUGUUGAAGAAGUUGCUUUGGAUACGUUUGCCUCAUCAUCAACUAAAGUAACUGGUGAUAUUCUUUCUCAACCUUCUAAAUUUGCAUCUCCUACUUCAACUUUGUUCUCUAAGUUUAUCUUUUACGUUGGUCGUGAAGUUCCAUUGGACAUAUUAGAGUUCUGUAUAUUAUCCUGUGGUGGAUCAAUUGUAUCAGAAAUUGCAUUAGAUGAUUUACAAAUCAAUCAACCUGAAGCAUUUAAGAAACUUGAUUUAUCAAAUAUUACCCACCAAAUUGUUGAUAGACCAACUUUAAAGUCUAAGGUUGCUGGUAGAACUUACAUUCAACCACAAUGGGUCUUUGACUGUCUCAAUAAGAGCGAGUUAUUGAAUGUGAGCAAAUAUGCACCUGGUGAAACCUUACCUCCACAUUUAUCUCCAUGGGGAGAUGCUGGUGGAUACGAUCCAGAAGCUGCCAAGCCAGUGAGCGAAGAACAAGCUGCUGAAGAAGAAGCUGAAGAAGAAGAGAUUGAAGAAGAUCAAGAAGAUCAAGAAGAGGAUGAUGAGGAAGAAGAAGAAGAAGAAGAAGACGAAGACCUCAAGGCACAGAAAGAACUUGAAAUGGAAGCUGCUGGUGUUAAAUUCUCUGAAGUUGCCGCAGCCGACGAAGGAAAGAAAUCCAAGAAGGCAAAGGGUAAGAGAUCUGCUGAAGAUGAAGAAAAGGAACUUAAGAUGAUCAUGAUGACUAAUAAACAUAGAAAGCUUUACAAGAAGAUGCAAUAUGGUAUUAACAAGGAAGAAGUUAGACAAGAAGAAUUAGGAAAGAAGAAAAGAAAACUUGAAAAGACCAAAGCUGAGCUUAACAAGUUAAAGAAAUAG